AUAUGGCUACAGGUUACCCAGCAGAGCAUGUACACCUGCGCCGAGCUGAUGCCAUUCGUUCCCGUCUCAUUGAUACUUUCUCUCUCAUCGAGCAUUUGCAAGGCUUGAGCCAAGCUGUGCCACGGCACACUAUCCGGGAGUUACUUGAUCCUUCCCAUCAGAAGAAACUUAUCUUGGGAGAUCAACACCAGCUAGUGCGCUUCUCUGUAAAGCCUCAACAUAUAGGACGGAUUUCACAUGCCCAGAGACUAUUGAGCAGACUUUAUGUACGCUGCAGUCAGAGGCCACCUCUUGCCUUGUGGGCUGGAUGGGUCCUUGAGCGUCCUCUCUUCACAAACUUCAUCAUCUUCCUCAUCUUUUUGAAUACGAUUGUAUUAAUGGUUGAAAUAGAAUUGCAAGAAUCCACAAAUACCAAACUGUGGCCAUUGAAGCUGACCUUGGAGGUAGCAGCUUGGUUUAUCUUGCUUGUUUUCAUCCUGGAGAUCCUUCUUAUGUGGCUAUCCAACUUUUUCCAUUUCUGGAAGAGUGCCUGGAAUGUCUUUGACUUUGUUGUUACCAUAUUGUCCCUGAUUCCUGAGGUUGUGGUGUUGGUAGGGGUAACAAGUCAUUCUGUCUGGCUCCAGUUUCUGAGGAUCUGCCGGGUGCUGAGGUCUCUCAAACUCUUUGCGCGAUUCCGUCAAAUUCGAGUUAUUAUUUUGGCCCUGGUCAGGGCGCUCAAGAGCAUGACCUUCCUCUUGAUGUUGCUGCUCAUCUUCUUCUACAUAUUUGCUGUGACUGGUAUCUACUUCUUCGAGGAGUACACCCGUUCAUCUCGCCAGGACCUGGAGUACCACAUGUUCUUCUCGGAUGUGCUAAAUUCCCUAGUGACGGUGUUCAUUCUUUUCACCUUGGAUCACUGGUAUGCACUGCUUCAGGAUGUCUGGAAGGUUCCUAAAGUCAGCCGUGUCUUCAGCAGCAUCUAUGUCAUCCUUUGGUUAUUGCUUGGCUCCAUUAUCUUUCGGAAUAUCAUAGUAGCUAUGAUGGUUACUAACUUCCAGAAUAUCAGGAAAGAGCUGAACGAGGAGAUGAGACAUCGGGAGGCUCAGCACAAAGCUAACAUAUUCAAGCGGCGGAUUAUCCAGAGGAGACAAAAACUGUCCUCUGAGGCACUGAUAUCAAGCCAUAGCAAAGUAGAUGCCAGAGAAUCCAGUCAACAAAGGGAAUCUUUAGAUUUAUUAGACACUUCUGAAGAAGAGUCUAGACACGGUGUCACUGAAGAGGAUUUAAUAGCAUUUGCAUCAAAAACAGAAGAGCCUUUGUCAAAAAGAAAAGAAUACCCAUCUUCUUCCUCUGCUUCCUCCACAUCCUCCUCUUUCUCCUCUACUGAAUCUGAAUAUUCUGAAUCUAUUGGUCAGUUGGACUGGGAGACUCUUGUGCACCAGAAUCUGCCUGGGCUAAUGGAUAUGGAUCAGGAUGACCGCAUUGUUUGGCCCAGAGAUUCGUUGUUCCGAUAUUUCGAGUUGCUAGAAAAGCUUCAGUAUAACCUAGAGGAGCGUAAGAAGUUGCAAGAGUUUGCAGUGCAGGCACUGAUGAACUUUGAAGACAAGUAAAGGAAUGGAUGCAUUCGGUAUCUUUGGGCCCAGUCUAAAAGAUAAUUAAGAGAAUAGUUGGAAGUAGAGAAUUCAAAGUAUAAAUGUUUAUUCAGAUAGUCCAAUGCCUGUU
This is a messenger RNA of Carlito syrichta (Philippine tarsier), 1701 nucleotides long. It is a transcript of the gene CATSPER2, whose product is annotated as cation channel sperm associated 2. The transcript is spliced from 12 exons. Gene Ontology annotation, molecular function: calcium-activated cation channel activity. The record is from RefSeq and is a predicted model, not a curated record. Gene Ontology annotation, cellular component: CatSper complex; membrane. Gene Ontology annotation, biological process: sperm capacitation; monoatomic ion transport; flagellated sperm motility. Bases 3 to 1589 code for a protein of 528 amino acids. NCBI's taxonomy places the organism in Eukaryota, Metazoa, Chordata, Mammalia, Primates, Tarsiidae.